UAGUUUGCACUUAGUUAGACUUGUUGUAUUUCCCGAUGGACAAUACACGAUGGGAAUGAUCUGUGAGAGACUGAUGGAGAGUCUGUCUUACAUCACAUGAUCAUAAAAUCUAGCGCGUAAAAGCGCAGCGCUCUGCCAUUUACCUCCAACUGUCCGUUUCUAUAGAGCAGAGAGGAAGACCCUAGACCUGCCAGGCUAUUAUGGAUUUCAAAGACACGAUGGACAAUGCAACAAUGCAAUCUUCAUGCAACCUGGCCAGUCCGGUUUAUAAUCAGUCCAACUGCACCGUGUCUCCACCUUGGAUGUUCCACCCAGAUCUCUACAUCUGGCUACCCGUGAUUUACUCAAUCAUCUGCGCCGUGGGACUCACGGGCAACAGCGCCGUCAUUUACGUGAUCCUGAAGGCGCCUAAGAUGAAAACAGUCACCAAUUUAUUCAUUCUGAAUUUGGCCAUCGCCGACGACCUUUUCACACUAGUGCUGCCCAUCAACAUCGCCGAGCACCUGUUAAACUACUGGCCGUUUGGGGAGAUUUUAUGCAAAGUGAUUUUGUCCAUAGACCACUACAACAUCUUCUCCAGCAUCUUCUUCUUGACCGUGAUGAGUGUGGACCGGUAUCUGGUCGUGGUGUCCACUCUAGGAUCCAAACGGAUGCCCUACCGGACCUACCGGUUGGCCAAGACGGUCAGUCUGAGUGUUUGGGCUCUGGUCAUUCUCGUAGUGAUGCCCUUCACCGUUUUCGCCAGUGUUUACGUGAGUCCCGAUGACGCGGAGAGCCGAAAGAGCUGCGUUUUGAGUUUCCCGAGUCCGGAGAGUUUCUGGUUCAAAGCCAGCCGGAUUUACACGCUGGUCCUCGGGUUUGUCAUCCCCGUCUCCACCAUCUGCAUCCUCUACACCGUGAUGCUCUUCAGACUGAGACGGACGCGCCUCAGCUCAAACGGAAAGGCUCUGGACAAAGCCAAAAAGCGAGUCACUGUGAUGGUCUUCAUCGUGCUCGCCGUUUGCUUGUUCUGCUGGACUCCUUUUCAUCUGAGCACGGUGGUCGCCCUCACUUCAGACUUGCCCACCACCCCGCUGGUUAUAGGUAUCUCUUAUUUUAUCACGGGACUGAGUUACGCCAACUCGUGUCUCAAUCCGUUUCUUUACGCGUUCUUAGACGACAGUUUCAGGAGGGCGUUUAAAAAACUGUUGGAGUGCUGAAACCUUUUAAACUCUAUCAAAGUCGAUUGAUAGACGUGUUGUUUGUACCUUAGUCAAAACGCACUUUAAAAGUCACUUUAAAACAAUUACUUUUUUUAUUAGCUUAGACUUUGGGAGGACUUUGAUUUUAGCACACUUAAUUUUUCUGUUUGAGUGUUUGUUUAUUUUUUUGUUUAGUAUAUAAUCAAGACAUGUAUAAACUUGUUUAAAUAGUAAAUAUUUAUGUACACGAAUAGUUAUGCGUAAAUAUAUUAUAUCAACCUAUAUAUGUCCUGUACUAAUGUUUUAAAAAUGUUUAGACCUGCUACAGUUUUAAAACGGUCGCAUAAAAUGCUGAUGCCUGUCCUUGUGUUUAAUGUUGGUGAUAAAUAAAUGUGUAUAAAAAGACAUUUUUAUAAGUUACUAAAAAAAUUUUAAUGAAAUGGAAAUAAUUAGAAAUGGCAUGCUCCUUCCCUUUUGGUUCUGUUUUUACAAGCGAACAAGUUAAACGUUUUUUGUUCAGUAAUAUCAAACUAUCACCAGAAGAGGGCAGAAUAAUAUCAUGUUGUAAUAGAAUUAACUCUAAUCAGAUGUUAACCCAUUCAGUUAAUUAUGAAGAUACUUCAAGACAUGCAUGUAC
Molecule: messenger RNA, 1818 nt
Organism: Danio rerio (zebrafish)
Lineage: Eukaryota; Metazoa; Chordata; Actinopteri; Cypriniformes; Danionidae
Source: RefSeq, a predicted model, not a curated record